This is a messenger RNA of Mesocricetus auratus (golden hamster), 1527 nucleotides long. RefSeq names its product translation initiation factor IF-2-like. The transcript is spliced from 6 exons. The coding region runs from base 1 to 1230 and encodes 409 amino acids. NCBI's taxonomy places the organism in Eukaryota, Metazoa, Chordata, Mammalia, Rodentia, Cricetidae. The record is from RefSeq and is a predicted model, not a curated record.
AUGACCCCGGGUGUGCAGGCCCCGCCCCCUCCAGGAGGUGCCAGUCACCGCUCCCGUGGGGACACGCUCGCCCGCGACCGACCAACACUUUCCUGUCAUCGCGCCCCCGCCGGGCCCAGGUGCCCUCUCGCUUCCCCCCCCCCAUCCCCGGAGCGAGACUGGAACUCUCAGGGGUGCUCGCCCGGCUCGCGCCUCCCCUCCCGGCCCCGCCCCCAGGCGCGCGCGCACGCCGCAAGUUCUCCAUGGCGUCUCUCGUCCCUCCUGGCCCUCUGGUUCCUACGCCGCGGCCUUGCCGCUCGGAGCUCCGCGCCGUCUCCGCCACGGCCGGUGCCACCCGCGGUCAUCGCCGACGUCCAGGACCUCGGGAGCCGGGGAAGGGGCUGCUCGCACGACAGGGGCGGGGCGAGGGGCGGGGCGAGGGGCGGAGAGGGAGGGGGUGGAGCCCGAGAAGGAGGAGGAGCUGCUGAGCGCAGAGCUGCUGCCGCACGCCGCCUCCCUGCGCGUGUGCGUCCUGACGUCAAGCGCCCGGACGGAAGGACGCCUCGCGUCCCAGGUCACCGGAAGGGCGAGGGCGGGACCGGGCGGCGAAGCCGGAAGGAACGGGGACCCCCGGGAGGGGCGGGAAGGCGGAACACAGGUCACCGGAAGGGUGAAGGCGGGAACAAGCGGAGACGCCAGAGGGGGCGGAGACCCUCCCGGAGGGGCGUGAAGGCGAGGGAGGCGGUGGAGCGGAGUCACGGAAGAGGCGGGGUACUAGGGCGGAAGUGCGUACUGAAGCCGGAAGGGAGAGGUUGCGGACCUGACCGAGACAGGCUGAUUGGGCCGGGAUGCCUGAAAAGGCGGAGCCACGAGCAAGGAAGAGUGGCAGAUGACGGAGGCCGCCGCCCUGCUGCCGCAUGCGCUGCGUGCCUGGUCGGCGGUGCUGCCCACCAGAGCCCCCGACGGCAGGCUCGUCUAACGCAAGGGCAACUUCCAGGUCCUGACGGGUGGGUCGCCCCGACCCCUCCGACCGGACCCCCGUGGGCAGCAGAGCGGAGAUCAGGCCGUGUGGAUGUGCAGCCCCGGGACAGCCCACCUCUGAUGGAACAACCUUCUCUACCCACCGGAGAAGACCCAGACUCGCUGCCGUGGUGUCCAGUGUCCCCUCCCGUGCAGAGACCCCCGAAUGUGCACCUCCUCGGCGGUGGGACCCCUGGGAGGACUUGGCUCUGGCCGGCAGGGAUCCACUAAUCGCCUAAACCCCGGGUCUACAUUGAGCAGCCCGCGGCUCUGCCUGGCUGGACCAUGAAGGGAGGGCGCCCCCGUACAUCAUGGGGUCAGUUGGCUGUACAAGGAGGCCAUCGUGCAGCUGGUGCGGGAGCUGCCUGAGAGAGACCACCGCUGCUCAAGUCACCGUCAUCGUCGCCAUCGUCAUCAGCCGGGCCCAUGGCAGGUUCCAGAAGCUGUUCUCUGAUGACAACUAAUAGUCUCUCCCCUCCCUCUCUCCCAGAAUGACUGGCAGCUCAUUAAAGCAGAAUUUGCACGCUC